AUGGUGGCUCAGCGGUCACUGCGACUUUACUUGAUGUUUCGACUGCAAUCACUCUGCGGAGAGAGAUGUUGGAAUCCAUUGAAACACAAAUUUUCCGCACUUCAGAAGUCCGACGACCUCCAGUGGCCACUUAUCACCUCUGAUGGGACACCUCGUCCUCGGCCAAAGAUAGAACACCCUGGAAGAUUCAACGUUGAUCUAGAGUCCGAUGAUGAUGCAGAAGACAGUGCUUUGCGAGAAGGUACUUUGAUUCAAGCUUACUGGACCUCUAUCCGAGAAAAAUAUCGCUCACGACGCCUUGACGUUCAAUCACUUUCGACCUCAGAGACGGGGGACCUUCCGGAGAACUGGAUCGUGAUCAACAUCAAUAUCACAGAUGACAAGAGCACGUUGUUCAUCUCACGACGAGAAGGCGGAGUUGAAGGAAGCCAACCACUUGUUUUCUGCGUGCCUCUGAAAGGAAGGAGAGAUAACGGAGAUGACGAUGUGGAAGACCACUUGGAGUUCAACGAUGCUAUUGGUCAGUUGCGCGAGAUC
Molecule: messenger RNA, 537 nt
Organism: Laccaria bicolor S238N-H82
Lineage: Eukaryota; Fungi; Basidiomycota; Agaricomycetes; Agaricales; Hydnangiaceae
Exons: 2
Source: RefSeq, a predicted model, not a curated record